Molecule: messenger RNA, 4546 nt
Organism: Nomascus leucogenys (northern white-cheeked gibbon)
Lineage: Eukaryota; Metazoa; Chordata; Mammalia; Primates; Hylobatidae
Gene: SLAMF1
Product: signaling lymphocytic activation molecule family member 1
Biological process (GO): lymphocyte activation
Cellular component (GO): membrane; cell surface
Molecular function (GO): signaling receptor activity
Source: RefSeq, a predicted model, not a curated record
AUAUAUAUAUACCUACUAUGUACCCACAGACGUUAAAAAUUAGAGAAAAACACACACACACACAACAAGGAGACUGAGCUGGAAGGAUGGAGCUCUGGGAUAGAUUUGUCCUACAUCCCUGCCUGGGAGGGAAUCCACACACAUGCAAGAAGACAAACUAGGACCAUGGGCUACUAAAUUAUACCACAUUGCACUCAUCGGGGUCACAGGGUUUCUUCCAAGCGACCCGCACUUGCCCAUCCCAUCUCUCUGUGACAAUGGCACCUGCACCAGACUGCAUGUUGAGGUGUCAUCCGAAAUUAUGAAAUAAAACAGAAGUAAGAGGUCUAUUAGCUCAUCACAAUGCAGUUAUCUAAGUUCAGCUGUGAACUGCCAAAUUUGAGGAGUGAUCCGACCAAACAUCUUUUCUUUGCCAUCCAAGAAGACUUACCGGAGAGAACUGCUCAGAGAAUCUGCAACAUCCGGUUCCUGGAGACAGCUAAGGAAAGAAGCAGAGGCGCAUGUUUCUGCCCAAAGCCGGGUUUUGGCCGAGGUGACUACACACCCCUUUCCUGGCUCCCAUAGGCUAAGUGCGUGGCUUCUGGAGAAGCCUGCUUCUUGAGAACAAAAAAGUGAUUUAAAGUCUCAUGGGAGAUGAGCAAUCCUCAAGACACAAGCAGAAAAAGUCCCGGUGAUACAGGAAGCGGGUUCAGGAACCUGCUGGUUCCUGAUACAUAAAUCAGACAGCCUCUGCUGCAUGACACGAAGCUCGCUUCUGCCUGGCGUCUGUGAGCAGCUGCCAGGCUCUGACCAGGAUCCCUUCCUUCUCCUCACUGGCUGAUGGAUCCCAAGGGGCUCCUCUCCUUGACCUUCAUGCUAUUUCUCUCCCUGGCUUUUGGGGCAAGCUACGGAACAGGUGGGCGCAUGAUGAACUGCCCAAAGAUUCUCCGGCAGUUGGGAAGCAAAGUGCUGCUGCCCCUGACAUAUGAAAGGAUAAAUAAGAGCAUGAACAAAAGCAUCCACAUUGUCGUCACAAUGGCAAAAUCACUGGAGAACAGUGUCGAGAACAAAAUAGUGUCUCUUGAUCCAUCCGAAGCAGGCCCUCCACGUUACCUAGGAGAUCGCUACAAGUUUUAUCUGGAGAAUCUCACCCUGGGGAUCCGGGAAAGCAGGAAGGAGGAUGAGGGAUGGUACCUUAUGACCCUGGAGAAAAAUGUUUCAGUUCAGCGCUUUUGCCUGCAGUUGAGGCUUUAUGAGCAGGUCUCCACUCCAGAAAUUAAAGUUUUAAACAAGACCCAGGAGAACGGGACCUGCACCUUGAUACUGGGCUGCACAGUGGAGAAGGGGGACCAUGUGGCUUACAGCUGGAGUGAAAAGGCGGGCACCCACCCACUGAACCCAGCCAACAGCUCCCACCUCCUGUCCCUCACCCUCGGCCCCCAGCAUGCUGACAAUAUCUACAUCUGCACCGUGAGCAACCCCAUCAGCAACAAUUCCCAGACCUUCAGCCCGUGGCCCGGAUGCAGGACAGACCCCUCAGAAACAAAACCAUGGGCAGUGUAUGCUGGGCUGUUAGGGGGUGUCAUCAUGAUUCUCAUCAUGGUGGUAAUACUACAGCUGAGAAGAAGAGCCACCUUGACUACUACCAACCAAUACUGGAGUCAAAAUGUCCUGACCCAAGACCAGGACAGAUGCCCUGGCUGCCUUCCCAUGGUAAAACGGACCAUUACCAGACAACAAUGGAAAAAAAAAGCCUUACGAUCUAUGCCCAAGUCCAGAAACCAGGUCCUCUUCAGAAGAAACUUGACCCCUUCCCAGCUCAGGACCCUUGCACCACCAUAUAUGUUGCUGCCACAGAGCCUGUCCCAGAGUCUGUCCAGGAAACAAAUUCCAUCACAGUCUAUGCUAGUGUGACACUUCCAGAGAGCUGACACCAGAGACCCAACAAAGGGACUUUCUGAAGGAAAAUGGAAAAACCAAAAUGAACACCAAACUUGGCCCCAGGCCCCAAGUUUCCUCUGACAGACAUGCUACACGUCUGUACCCUUCUCAGAUCAACUCCCUGGUGAUGUUUCUUCCACAUACAUCUGUGAAAUGAACAAGGAAGUGAGGCUUCCCAAGAAUUUAGCUUGGUCUGCAGUGGCUGCAGGUGCAGAACAGAGCGUUACUUGAUAACAGCGUUCCAUCUUUGUGUUGCAGCAGAUGAAAUGGACAGUAAUGUGAGUUCAGACUUUGGGCAUCUUGCUCUUGGCUGGAACUGGAUAAUAAAAAUCAAAGACUGAAAGCCAGGACAUCUGAGUACCUAUCUCACACACUGGACCACCAGUCACAAAGUCUGGAAAAGUUUACAUUUUGGCCAUCUUUACUUUGUUUUGGGAGCUGAUCAUGAUAACCUGCAGACCUGAUCAAGCCUCUGUGCCUCAGUUUCUCUCUCAGGAUAAAGAGCGAAUAGAGGCUGAAGGGUGAAUUUCUUAUUAUACAUAAAACACUCUGAUAUUAUUGUAUAAAGGAAGCUAAGAAUAUUAUUUUAUUUGCAAAACCCAGAAGCUAAAAAGUCAAUAAACAGAAAGAAUGAUUUUGAGAUCUCUGAGUUUUGAACAGUGGACUGGAAACCAUGUAAGAGCCUUAAAAGUACAGUUCUGUGCAAAUGGCAUUCAGUUUUAAAGAAAAAAGUAGCAAAUGUUUGAUGGUGCUGUUACUAAGGAGCUUGGAAUACUCAGAGGAACUUGUCCCGUGGUGAUUUUUCACUUCUCAAAAUGAUGUUUAAAUCCCAGUUCUCUGUUGAUUCCCUUGAACAACAAACCUGGAACCUCAGCUAAGACUCUCUGUGACCAGAUUCUGAACCUAUCUUAUAUCCAGGGCUUCAAAGGAUAUUGCAGGUCAAGGUCUUUCCUAGGCACUUUCUACUCCCUGCAUACCUCUCCUCACACUAAAUUUAUCUUCUAAUAGAAAAUUAAGUUAUUUUGGUCUAACAACUUCAAAUCAUUGAAUGCUCAAUAACUUAUUUUGCAAGCUGCAGGCAGAAAGAGCCUUUUUAAGUAAAGUCUUAUAUUUUUUCCUAUUCUCUGCUUUCAGACAGGCUGUCUUCAAUUUAAGCCCUUCUUUUUCUUAUUGGUUCUUAUAUAAACUUGGCAAGUACUGUAAGAAGCAGCCACUAUCAUACCAUUGCAUAAUAAGGGGCACCAACUUCCCAGCUCAAAAUUCAGGUCCUUAUUGCCUUGUAUCUUACCUCCUCUAUGAGGUCAAUUCACAUUGUAAGCCUGUUGCUUAGUGCAUCUCGUUUCCUGGUACCAGCUUCUUUAAUAGAGUUCUUAGUUGCAAUCAACAGAAGCUGGCUUUGGCUUUUUUAUGUAGAAAAGGAACCUAUUGAAAAGAUACUGAUUGGUUCCAAUAACUUCCAGAAGGUUCUGCAAAACCACGGUUUGAAAGUGAGCAGGAAAAGAGGAGACUAGGCUGUGGCUGGGAGCACAGCCAAAAUUACAAAAUCAGCCCAGGGAUGACGAUCCUGUUCAUGCACAGCCACUGUCCCCAGCACUAGGCACAGACUCUACCACUGCCUCACUGUCUCUGCUGGACUUGGAAACUUGACGUUACUGUUACUGCUGCACUGUCUGCCAGGAAAAUGAAUUCUCCAGGGUCCCUUCUUCAUCCUUUCAUCUCUAGCUUAUAAUUCAAAGUCUGGGAUUGAGUGGCCAAUCCUAGGUCACAUGUCCAUGUCUUAUCUCCAAGGGAGGCUGGGAAUUGAAUAUCUGGCAUUUUCCACUUUCACUUCUUAUGAGUUAAGGAAUUCUACAAAUAAUAGAAGUGGGAUUCAGGUGCUAGGCAGACAAAAAAGCCUCACAAUUAUCCACUAUGCCACCCUUGUAUAACCUUACCCUCAUUCACUGUCUACUCUCAAAACUGUGGAGCUACUAAUGAAGAUUUGUAAACCCUGGGCUUAUGAGACCUUUACUACAACCCAGAUUGCUCUAGAAGCUCAGUUCCCAGCACUUGGGUUUUUCCAGUAGCUGAAUUCUACCUGAUGGAAGGGCAGAAACAAAGGGUGAAGAAGAGGCUAUCACUUCCAAGUAUCCUGAACCCCUGGGCUCAAGACCUCACUGGGGAGGGAGUCUUUUGGGCCACCCACCAAACAGCACUGGCAUUAUGCCUCUCACCCUAGACCAUGGUUACAAGUGGUAAAACAACCCCGUCUGGUGAUACAUUCACCACUCUCUAGUUUCCCCCCAAAGGCACUCUGGAGAGAGGGAGCUUGCCUUUUCCUCAGACUUAAAACAGUAAGUUUUCCCCGUGUUUCCCCUCUGAUGCUGUUUUCUUUUGACCAAGCAUGUCUGAAUUCUACAGAAGUCAGGAGGAACACACCCAUUCUCAGUCUGAAGGGACUGAUGUUCUGAAGUACAACUGGGCACAGUUCCAGGCUCUUCAGGACGCUUCCUCCAUUCACACAGCGGGGAUGUGAUUGUUACAGGGGGUGGUGUGUGCUGGCUGAGAAGCCACUGUGAAUUGAUUCUUCUUCUGAAGUUUAUGUUUCUACUUUUUGGAAAUGAAUAAAUUACAGCCAGUCCAUCAA